Molecule: messenger RNA, 2022 nt
Organism: Diaporthe citri
Lineage: Eukaryota; Fungi; Ascomycota; Sordariomycetes; Diaporthales; Diaporthaceae
Exons: 5
Coding region: 1-2022 (673 amino acids)
Biological process (GO): ubiquitin-dependent protein catabolic process; protein polyubiquitination; positive regulation of proteasomal ubiquitin-dependent protein catabolic process
Cellular component (GO): ubiquitin ligase complex; cytoplasm
Molecular function (GO): ubiquitin protein ligase activity; ubiquitin conjugating enzyme binding
Source: RefSeq, a predicted model, not a curated record
AUGGCGAGGCUCGAGCACCUCGAGAGCCCCGUGAGCUCCAGGAGUAGGAGGAGCUCGCGAGUCCUACCCCCGGCGCCCAUGCUCGAUGACUCGCUCGGGUCCGAAGACGAAGACCUGGAUUCGCCGCCUCACAGGAGCAGCAGGGGCAGAGACAGAGACAGAGACAGAGACAGAGACAGAGACAGAGACAGGGGCAGAGGCUGGGGCAAAGAUGGCGAGACGACGGCGAGGGACCGCCUGGACCCGAGAGGUUGGGAGCGGGAGCGGGAAAGGAGGCCAGACGAGGAGAUAAUAAUGCAGACACCCGGUUCCAGGGCCUCGUCGUCCUCCCACCGUCCCUCCCGUCGUUACCAGCCCGACCCGCGUGGCCGCGAUUACACGCCGCCGCACUCUGUCUCGUCCUCGAGGGCGAGCACGCGGGUGCCGCCCAUGACCUCCAUGACGAGACCGUCGACAGCCGAAGCACCCUACCGCCGCCCUUCGCUGAGGGAGCUUGCCCCGGCAGGAUACGACGACCCGGAUGCUCGGCACGGCGUCGGGCAGAGCCAAGGACAAGUCACCACCGUUCGCGUCGAAGACGUGGAGAUCCGACCAGGCUGGACGAAGACUACGAUGAAAUGGAAUCUAGGCACACCCUUUCCGUCGACCACGAACCUCCCCCUCCACCUCCGCCGCACCCACGCUCGCGUCCCCAUUCCCGAGCCCCAUCUGCUAGACCCAUCCCGGAGCCAGACGUUACGGAGUCAGAAGAUUCGCAAGACGACCACCAUCUUCGUGAUCGGUUUGAGCGCCGAGGGAAGCCCAGGCAUCGAAGGCACGGUUCUCACAAAAUGGACUCUCGAAGAAGACGAAGCGAAAGCCAUGUGGACUCUUCACCAACGCCCAAGCGAUAAACGUGUAAAAGUAGUGGAAUGUGUCGUCUGCUUGGACGACCUCCCUUCCCGCAAGACGGCCAAGCUUAAAUGCGGCCACCGGAUGUGCCACUCUUGCCUCAAGCGAAGCUUCAAGUUGUCCAUUACGGACCCGCAGCACAUGCCGCCCAAGUGCUGCACCGCGGCCACCAUCCCCCUGAAACACGUGGACCGCCUUUUUGACAACGAAUUCAAGAGGAACUGGAACAAGAAGUACGUCGAGUACUCGACCCGCAACCGCAUCUACUGCCCCAAGAAGGGCUGCAGCGAGUUCAUCCGCCCCGAGGACAUCCGUCACGCCGACGACGGGCGAAAGUAUGGCAAGUGCGACAAGUGUAGGACUAAGCAUUACGAAGACGAGCUACACCGACGCAUGUUGCAAGAGGAUCGUGACGAGGCAUACGCGAGGCGUCUACAGAACUGGCAGGAGUCCGAGGACGGCCCCGAGGACGACUUCCUGGGUGGUUUCGGGGAUGUUCACGGACUAGGGAACGCGGCGAGCCAUCACAUGAAUGACAACUUCCGUCCGCGCCCGCGCCACAUCGUGGUGCCGGAACCACCGCGGCCGUCUCCCCUCCCCCCGAUGACGCUCGAUUCCGCACCAGGUUUCGACAGGGCUGCGCCCGGUGACUACGUCUUAGACGUCAACCGUGCCCGAGGCGUCCGCGCUGCGUCCCUGGGAAGGCUAGCUGACAGGUUCAACACGGAUCGCCAGGGCCCCGUGCACCGGCCGCCACCGUUGCCGACGGCCGCCACGAUGCCCUUGCCGGCUAUGGUCUCGGCCAUGUCGCCUGGCCAUGUCGGCGUGCCGAUAAGGAGGCACACUGUUGAGACCGGAGAUGUGUACGAUGAUGACAGGUCCCGCCCGAGAUCGGGCGGCAUGAAGCCCGUGGAGCGGGUGGCUGUGAGUGGGAGGACGGCACGGCCAGUCUUCCAUGAGGAGCCCGACGACAUGCUCACACACGGCGUGCAGGCGGUCAAGCAGCACACCAGAGAUCCACCUAAGGCAAGCAAUCUCGCUGGCCUUACCGGCUCUGGUAGAGGGGCGGAUAGAGUAUUUGAGUGGGCGACACACGUCGAGCUCGGGGCUGCCCCGGAUGCAGGUGGAUGA